This is a messenger RNA of Echinostoma caproni, 318 nucleotides long. NCBI's taxonomy places the organism in Eukaryota, Metazoa, Platyhelminthes, Trematoda, Plagiorchiida, Echinostomatidae. The record is from the annotation of a GenBank genome assembly.
AUGUCGUGUUGUCUGACGGAGGAGGCCAGGGAGCAGCAGAGACUCAGUCGGGAAAUUGAACGACAACUGCAAAAGGAUAAGAGUGCUGGAAAAAAGGAAGUCAAACUGCUUUUGUUGGGUACUGGCGAAGCUGGCAAGAGCACCUUUGUCAAACAGAUGCGUAUCAUUCACGGUGCCGGUUACACGGAAGAUGACAAACGUGCAUUUAUCGGCCUGAUUCAUCAGAACAUAUUUCUGGCCAUGCAAACCAUGUUAGAUGCAAUGGAACAGUUACAGAUCGCCUACGAAGAUCCGGACUAUGCUGUAAGUGGAUUUUAA